Drosophila arizonae is the source of this 1171-nucleotide messenger RNA. It is a transcript of the gene Cht9, whose product is annotated as Chitinase 9. Gene Ontology annotation, cellular component: extracellular region. The record is from RefSeq and is a predicted model, not a curated record. Lineage: Eukaryota; Metazoa; Arthropoda; Insecta; Diptera; Drosophilidae. Gene Ontology annotation, molecular function: chitinase activity; chitin binding. Gene Ontology annotation, biological process: carbohydrate metabolic process; chitin catabolic process.
AAGUUAGUUCAAGUCUGAGGCAGUCCAAAUGAACAAGUUAAUAGCUCUGCUGGUCGUUCUUGGCCUGAGUGCUCUCGUUUCGGGCGAGCGCAUUGUCAACUGCUACUGGGGCACCUGGGCGAACUAUCGGAGUGGCAAUGGCAAGUUCGAUGUAUCGAACAUCGAUGCCAACCUGUGCACCCACCUGAGCUAUUCGUUCUUUGGCAUCAAUGACAAUGGCGAGAUUCAGUCGCUGGAUACCUGGCUGGACUAUGACUUGGGCUUCAUCAGCCAGGCCAUUGGCCUGAAGAGCCAGAAUCAUAAUCUCAAAGUAUUGGCCGUGGUGGGUGGCUGGAACGAGGGAUCCGUUAAGUAUUCGGCCAUGGCCGGCGACUGGAACAGGCGCCAAAACUUCAUCAACUCGGCGCUGAACUUACUGCGCAACAACGGCUUCGAUGGCUUGGAUCUGGACUGGGAGUACCCCAAUCAGCGUGGCGGCCAGUGGGAGGAUCGCUCCAAUUUUGUGACUCUACUGCGCGAGCUGAGGGAGGCAUUUGCACCUUAUGGCUAUGAGCUGAGCAUUGCCGUGGGCGCCGGCGAGUCGAUAGCCAGCAGCUCCUAUGAAAUAGCCAAUAUUGCCCAGCAGGUGAACUUCAUUAAUGUUAUGACGUACGACUUUGCCAUGGCUUCCGAUGGCCAGACUGGCUUCAAUGCGCCCCAGUGGGCCAUCGAGAACUCGAUUAACUAUUGGCUCAACAAUGGGGCGCCCGCUGAUAAGCUUGUGCUUGGCAUUGGCACAUAUGGACGCAGCUUCCAGCUAACUGACGCCUCUCAGAACUGGCCCGGAGCACCAUGUCGGGGCGUGGGCGGUGCCGGCCCCUUUACCGGCGACGGCGGCUACCUGGGCUACAACGAAAUCUGCGUGAACAAUUGGCAGACGGUCUUCGACUACAAUAAUGCAGCGCCCUAUGCCUUCUCCGGCGAUCAGUGGGUCAGCUUCGACAAUGUGCUCAGUGUUCAGUGGAAGAUGGACUUUGCCCUCUCCAAGAAUCUAGCCGGCGCCAUGGUCUGGUCCCUGGAGACCGACGACUUCCGUGGCCUCUGCGGCGAGUCAUUCCCUCUGCUGAAGACCAUCAACCGAAAGUUGCGUUGGUAAUGCAAUAAGAAUGGAAAAUUGCAAAAUGUGAAUGAA